AUGGUAAAAAAAAUCAGGUGUGUUCUGUUGAAUGCAUCUGCUAAUAGUUAUGUUGGCAACUUUGGGAAGAUUGAACUGUUUGGUUUAAUGGUGUUGGCUCAAGCUAAAAGGGGGGAGAUUCGCGGCGGUUUCAAAUCUCUCAUAACAUAUUCACAUCGCUACCGAAGCAGAAGAACAACCAGAAUUUUCGCUGAAUUUGUAAAGGUGUGUUUCGACGGUGAAGAAGAAACAUAUGAGUGGCGAAUGCACAUUAAGUCUUAUGAUCAUUGCACUUGCAGGCAAGGGAGGUUGCUGAAUUCUUGGAUGAAAUGAAGCAGCUUGCGAAGAGUGAGAGAAUGCUGGUUCAUGUGUCAUUGUUUUAUGCAGGGUAUCAUUGUUUUUGCAUUAGUAAUGGCGACCUUGAUUUCGAGUUUUUGUAUCAGUAAUGGCAACCUUGAUUUCAUAUCCUGUGAUGCAGUUAUUUCUGUUUUUGAAACUAUUUUGUUAAUUGAUAUUCGUUUUUGUGUUCUUCAAUUAAUUUUCAUGUUGUAAGUUGUUGUAUGGAUUGCAGACCAGUAACGUAUCCGUGGUCCAUACCAUGAAGAACUGGACAUGUUUUCUUGUGUUCGUAUGAGCGUGGUCAUGUUAUAACUGUGCAA
Messenger RNA from Vicia villosa (hairy vetch), 638 nucleotides. RefSeq lists its product as uncharacterized. Bases 1 to 312 code for a protein of 103 amino acids. Lineage: Eukaryota; Viridiplantae; Streptophyta; Magnoliopsida; Fabales; Fabaceae. The record is from RefSeq and is a predicted model, not a curated record. The transcript is spliced from 6 exons.